Molecule: messenger RNA, 1989 nt
Organism: Oncorhynchus kisutch (coho salmon)
Lineage: Eukaryota; Metazoa; Chordata; Actinopteri; Salmoniformes; Salmonidae
Product: extensin-like
Exons: 2
Coding region: 1-1989 (662 amino acids)
Source: RefSeq, a predicted model, not a curated record
AUGCAGGCACACACACACAUAAACACACACACCACCACCACCCUGCACCAUCACUGCUGCAGCCCUCACCACUCACCACCCUCACUGCAGCAGUCACCACCACACAACACCCUCACUGCUGCAGUCCCCACCACUCACCACCCUCACUGCUGCAGUCCCACCACUCACCACACUCACUGCUGUAGUCCCCACCAAUCUCCCCCCUCACUGCUUCAGCCCCCACCACUCACCACCCUCACUGCUGCAGUCCACACCACACACCACCCUCACUGCUUCAGCCCCCACCACUCACCACCCUCACUGCUGCAGUCCACACCACUCACCACCCUCACUGCUUCAGCCCCCACCACUCACCACCAUCACUGCUUCAGCCCCCACCACUCUCCCCCCUCACUGCUUCAGCCCCCACCACUCACCCCCUUCAAUUCUUCAGUCCUCACCACACUCACUGCUGCAGCCCCCACCACUCACCCCCUUCAAUGCUUCAGCCCUCACCACCCUCACUGCUUCAGCCCCCACCACUACCCCCUUCAAUGCUUCAGCCCUCACCACCCUCACUGCUGCAGCCUCCACCACUCACCCCCUUCAAUGCUUCAGCCCUCACCACACUCACUGCUGCAGCCCCCACCACUCACCCCCUUCAAUUCUUCAGCCCUCACCACCCUCACUGCUUCAGCCCCCACCACUCACCCCCUUCAAUGCUUCAGCCCUCACCACACUCACUGCUGCAGCCCCCACCACUCACCCCCUUCAAUGCUUCAGCCCUCACCACCCUCACUGCUGCAGCCUCCACCACUCACCACCCUCACUGCUUCAGCCCUCACCACCCUCACUGCUGUAGCCCCCACCACUCACCACCCUCAAUGCUUCAGCCUUCAGUACCCUCACUGCUUCAGCCCCCACCACUCUCCCCCUCACUGCUUCAGCCCCCACCACUCACCACCCUCACUGCUUCAGCCUACACCACUCUCCACCCUCACUGCUUCAGCCCCCACCACUCUCCCCCCUCACUGCUUCAGCCCUCACCACUCACCACCCUCACUGCUUCAGCCCCCACCACUCACCACCAUCACUGCUUCAGCCCCCACCACUCUCCCCCCUCACUGCUUCAGCCCCCACCACUCACCCCCUUCAAUGCUUCAGCCCUCACCACACUCACUGCUGCAGCCCCCACCACUCACCCCCUUCAAUUCUUCAGCCCUCACCACCCUCACUGCUUCAGCCCUCACCACCCUCACUGCUGCAGCCUCCACCACUCACCACCCUCACUCCUCCCUCACCACCCUCACUGCUUCAGCCUCCACCACUCUCCACCCUCACUGCUUCAGCCCCCACCACUCUCCCCCCUCACUGCUUCAGCCCUCACCACCCUCACUGCUGCAGCCUCCACCACUCACCACCCUCACUCCUGUAGCCCCCACCACUCACCACCCUCACUGCUUCAGCCCUCACCACCCUCACUGCUGUAGCCCCCACCACUCACCACCCUCAAUGCUUCAGCCCUCACCACCCUCACUGCUUCAGCCCCCACCACUCACCACUCUCACUGCUUCAGCCCUCACCACCCUCACUGCUUCAGCCUCCACCACCCUCCACCCUCACUGCUUCAGCCCCCACCACUCUCCCCCUUCAAUGCUUCAGCCCUCCCCACCCUCACUGCUUCAGCCCCCACCACUCUCCCCCUCACUGCUUCAGCCCUCACCACUCUCCCCCUCACUGCUUCAGCCCUCACCACUCUCCCCCUCACUGCUUCAGCCCCCACCCCUCACUACCCUCACUGCUUCAGCCCUCACCACUCACCACCCUCACUGCUUCAGCCCCCACCACUCUCCCCCCUCAAUGCUUCAGCCCCCACCACCCUCCACCCUCACUGCUGCAGCCCCCACCACCCUCACUGCUUUAGCCCCCACCACCCUCACUGCUUCAGCCCUCACCACCCUCACUGCUUCAGCCCCCACCACCCUCCACCCUCCACCCUCACUGCUUUAG